Messenger RNA from Acanthamoeba castellanii str. Neff, 2070 nucleotides. RefSeq lists its product as uncharacterized. The transcript has 9 exons. Gene Ontology annotation, cellular component: nucleus. The record is from RefSeq and is a predicted model, not a curated record. Lineage: Eukaryota; Discosea; Longamoebia; Acanthamoebidae. Gene Ontology annotation, biological process: mRNA splicing, via spliceosome. The coding region runs from base 1 to 2070 and encodes 689 amino acids.
AUGUAUGCAAUCACCCUUCGCUUUCCGCGAAAGCAAAAGGAGGCCGAGGAGCAGAAGUACAGGGAUCGCGCCAAGGAGCGACGAGACGGUGCCAACCCCGACUACGAGGCCGGUGCCGAGCUUCGCCCUGCGGGCUUCCAGUCCGUGGCUCCCCCAGAAGGGGUGUCUUCGGAGGAGAUGCGCAAGAAGGAGAUCGAAGAGAGCAAAUACCUCGGUGGAGACAUGGAGCACACCCACUUGGUGAAGGGCCUCGACUACUCGCUGCUGCACAAGAUCAGGAGCGAACUGGAGAAGGAGAAGCGCAUGGAAGCUGAGGAGGAGGAUCAAGAAGAGGUGACCAAGGAGGCAGCAGCACCGGCCAAGCCCGUGUUCCGCACGCCUCUGGCGCAGAGCGUGCACCAUCUCCUCUUUGAGCAGAACGAUUUCAUGAUCAAGCACCGGGUGGAGCUGGGCAGGGAGAACGGGAAGGUUCGUCCGGUGGACCGCUUCAUGAAGGGGCGCACGACGUUCGUCUUCGACAUGACGGACCUGAGCGCCGAGCUGCCCACCACGCUGCUCCGCAGCAAGGAGGACUGCCCCAAGAUCCAGGAGCGCAUGGUGGGCAGCAUUAACGAGGACGUGCUCAAGCGAGUUACGAAGAUCAUGAGCUACCUGCGCCCCAGGGAAAGAAGGAAGAAGGACAAGAAGGCCAAGAAGCCGAAGGACCGGGAUCACGACGACGCUGGUGGCGAAGGUCGCGACAGAGCGGCGCCCAUGGACGUGGCGGUCGAAGUCGAGGAGAAGAAGCCCGCCGAGAAAACCGGCGUCGCGCCCGACCUCACCGAUCUCAUGUCGCUCGGAUUCCUCAAGCCGGUCGCCAAGACGAACGCGCAGCCCAAGGCUCUGGAGGAGGACUCGAUCUUCCCGGACGUGGGCGACUACGUGUGCUUGCCCACGGCAGAGCAGAUAGAAAAGACGAGGCUCAAGAAGCUGGCCGAAAUGGAGGCGAAGAAGCAAGAGGCGGCGGCCGCCGCCGCCGCCGACGCGCAGACGAUUAAGACGGAAAAGGCGCAGGAGAAGGAGGAGUUCGAGGGAGACGAAGAGGAGAUGGCGUUGCUCCGGGAGCUGAUGGGCAAGCAGCAGCCGCAGCAGACCAGCAGCCUGCACGAGCGGGAGCUCAAGUAUCGCGAGCAGACCAAGGGCAAGGACUACUUCGGCAACGUGAAGGACGACGGGGAGGAGGAAGAGGAGGAGGUCUACGUGCCCAAGCUCAAGAUCAAGGACGCCGCCGCCGAUGCUGUCAAGCCCCCGCCCGUGGCGCACCCCGGCGGCACCGACGAUACCAACGAGGUGGAAAUGGAGCUCGAGGACGACGAGGGCGUCCCCACGCUGCCUCCCAGCACGGCGACGUACCCGGCCUACCCCGAGCCCUGCGCCGGUCCGCAGAUGCCGGCCAUGCCCGGACCGGGCUAUCCCGAAGCUGCUCCCUACCCCGAAGCGCCCUACCCCGAGCCUUACCCUGCGGGUGGAGAAGAGGCAUGGGCCUAUCCGAACACAGAUGAGCAGUACGGCGCCGGAGGAGAGGCGGGCAAAAAGGCCGCGCCGGACGUGGCAAUGGUCAAGACCAAGACGCUUUCCGAGCAGGAGAAGAAGGACCGGGGCAUGGCCACGGUGUUCAGGCGUGACGACAGCGUGCUCAAGCGUAAGACCACCGACAAGCGCGAGCUGGAUCCCAGCUUCGUGUCCGAGAACUACACCGAGUGUUACCCAGGGGCCUACGAGUCUUCGUUUACGACGGCGGUGGUGGAGGAGGGCGACAGCGAUGACGACGACCUCUCCAAGAUGGACAUGGGCACCAAAGCCCGCAAGCGCAUCAAGCCGUGGCACUUUGAGAGCGAUGCAGCCUGGAACAAGUUCAACGACACCCUCGAGGCCACGCCCAAGGCGGCGUACCAGUUCGGCGUCAAGAUGGGCGACGGCCGCAAGAAGGAUCUUAAGAAGAAUGCGAAGAAGAGCAAGGAAGCCAAGAUCAACCAGGAGCUGCAGAAGAUCAACAACCUCAUGAGCAAGCGCAAGCCAGGAGGGCAGUAG